Messenger RNA from Belonocnema kinseyi, 1923 nucleotides. RefSeq names its product glucose dehydrogenase [FAD, quinone]-like. The transcript is spliced from 7 exons. Gene Ontology annotation, molecular function: oxidoreductase activity, acting on CH-OH group of donors; flavin adenine dinucleotide binding. The record is from RefSeq and is a predicted model, not a curated record. Bases 4 to 1824 code for a protein of 606 amino acids. Lineage: Eukaryota; Metazoa; Arthropoda; Insecta; Hymenoptera; Cynipidae.
UAGAUGAGUUGCAAUUGUCCACUUAGUGCAAACACUGGACCAACUUUGGCCUCAACAUGUGGUGGUGCAUCUUUUUUGGUUUUUAUGAGCAUUCUCGAAUCGUUUAUACGCAGACAAUGUGACCUGGCAGAUCCUUGUAAUCGCCCUUUGAAUAGAGAGUCACCGAAUUCAAGAUAUGAUUUUGUGGUAAUUGGAGGAGGAAGUGGAGGAGGAACAGUUGCGUCAAGAUUGUCAGAGAACAGGAAUUUCUCAGUUUUGUUAAUCGAAGCAGGACAUGACGAACCAGCAUGGACGCGAGUACCAUCAUUUUUCUUAAAUUUCAUGCACUCUGAUAUCGACUGGCAAUAUACAACCGAAAGUGAAGAUCAAGCCUGCCUCAAUAGUAAAGAUCAAAAAUGUUAUUGGGGACGAGGAAAGGUUUUAGGAGGGUCAAGUGUCAUGAAUGGAAUGAUGUACAUGAGAGGAUCCCGAAAAGAUUUUGAUGAUUGGGAAAAAAUGGGUAACAUCGGUUGGUCUUACCAGGAUGUGUUGCCAUAUUUUAUCAAGAGUGAAAAUAAUUUACAAUUCAACGAAAUGGAUUCUGGAUAUCAUGGUACGGGUGGACCUCUUCCAGUCACUCAAUUUAAUUUUCAUCCUCCCCUCAGUUUCAGUCUUCUCGAUGCUGGAAAGGAAUUAGGCUACGAUACAGUGGAUUUGAAUGGUAGGAACCACACUGGAUUCGCAAUUGUUCAAACUACAACAAAAAAUGGUUCCAGGUUCUCCGUGGCUCGAGCUUUUGUCCAACCUGCCAGAAAUCGUCCAAAUUUUCACGUGAUUUUGAACUCGACUGUGACCAAAAUUAUUUUUGAUGAAAAGAAACAAGCCGUGGGUGUUGAAUUUGUUCGUAAUGGAAAAUUACAACGGGUUGGUGUUGACAAAGAAGUCAUCGUUAGCGGAGGGGCAGUCAACUCACCACAGAUACUUUUGAACAGUGGGAUUGGACCAAGGGAGGAUUUGGAAACUGUUGGAGUUCCAGUAGUUCAUGAUCUUCCUGGAGUUGGAAAAAAUUUACACAAUCAUGUUUCCUAUCCUCUAAGUUUCACUAUUAAUGAAACAGCUAUUGAUGUACUCAACUGGGCCAAUGCUAUGGAAUAUAUGCUUUACAGGAAUGGACCCAUGUCUGGGACAGGACUUUCGGGAGUAACAGCAAUGAUAAAUACAAAGUACGCAGAUCCUCAAGAAGACCAUCCAGAUAUCCAAUUAAUUUUUGGAGGAUAUUUGGCUGGUUGUUCAGAAACUGGAACUGUUCAGGGAAAAAAGGGUUCAAAAACAAAAAUUAGCAUCUACCCAACUGUUCUCCGUCCAAAAAGCAGAGGAUAUCUUAAGCUGAAUAAUUCCGAUCCUCUUUCAAAACCAACGAUACAACCUAAAUAUUUGCAACAUCUGGACGAUGUUGGUGCUCUCAUUGAAGGAAUUAAAUUUGCAAUUCGAUUGGCCGAAACUCAAAGUCUCAAGGCUUAUGGCUUAGAGUUGGAUAAGACCCCAUGCAAAAAUUGUGAGAACCUAGAAUUCGGAAGUGAUUCCUUCUGGGAGUGUGUUGUAAAACAUGAUACAAAUCCAGAAAAUCAUCAAGCUGGUUCCUGUAAAAUGGGACCUCCAUCGGACCCACUGGCAGUUGUUGAUAAUGAAUUAAGAGUCAAGGGCAUUCAAGGUGUCAGGGUUGCCGAUGCCAGCAUAAUGCCUCAAGUUACUUCUGGAAAUACCAAUGCCCCCACGAUUAUGAUAGGCGAAAGAGCUGCAGAUUUUAUCAAAGACACUUGGAAUUCAAAGUCUAUCGAAUGUUAAUCCCCCAAUCAUCAACUUCGUAAUCAUGGACCGUGAUGCCUAAUGCCUUAAAUUGAUAGGGUCAUUUUAAAAAUAUUGACCUCCAUUUUAUGAAUUUUC